CAGUCCCUUGAUGGCUCCUGGGCGCAGAGCUGGUGACGGUGCACAUCGAGGCUUUAAUGAAGAGGGUGCAUGGAGCUCUCAGGCGGCUGGCAGGAACACUCAGCCCCGGCGUCUCGCGCUCCGUGCCCGCUCUGCAGUCAGGUCCGCCCCUCCUGAGCCGGCACCAUCAUGGGCGGCUCCACCUCCUCCCUGGUCGAGGAGGUUGAAGGUGACGCUCCCAGAGGUGCAGCUCUGCCCCCGUCCCCCGUCAUGGGGUGUCUGAGGAGCAGCCAGAGCAUCUCUCUCCCUCGACAGCUUCCCCGGCCGGGCCGACACAGAGAGCGCAGUUUCUCCUCGGGGUCGAUGCCCCUGCAGAGGAGCCAGUGGGCUUGUGGCUGCUGUACUUUCCUCAACGCAGCCGGCGCCCCCCGCUGCUCCAUCUGUGAAGCUCCCCGGCAGAAGUCGGACACACGCUGGAUGUGGCAGGCGACCAACAAGGAGGACGGAUGCUGGUCCUGCCCAGACUGCACGCUCUCAAACCCCCCACGCUCUCUGGCCUGCUCUUUGUGCGGCUACAGCGGACCCCUGAACCGAACCCGGGGAUCAUCAGAAGACCUGCCCCCUACUCGGCCUCAGCGCUCCAGUAGCUGCUCCGGCCCCCUGAGACCCUCAGCCGCAGAUGAUGCAGAUAGAAAAAGCCUUAUGUGGGACUGUCGGAGGUGUACUCUGCAGAACACCCCUGCUUCUAUGUCCUGCUCUGCAUGUGGAGGACCACGCAAACUGUCCCUCCCCCAGAUCCCUGCGGAUGCCUUACUUAUCCCUGAGGUCAGCAAUAAAGUGAAGCAGCCAGAACCUGCAGCCAGGUCUCUCUCCCUCUCCAUCUCCAGAGAGUCUGUACCUGUGGAGGCUUCAGACUCCUCCUCCUCCUCUUCAGGUCAUAAUAAUCCCGUCCCCUGCAGCCGCAGAGAGGUGCCCCCCUCAGAGGCCGGCCUCGCUACCUUAAGUCCUUCUCCUUCAUCACUAGCUGUGCCACAUCUCUCAGUUCCAUCAGAGCUGCAGGCCGGCAGGCGGCUCAGCGUCCUGACAGAGGAGAUGUCGCCUGCCUCAGACACCUCUGCAUCGUUCCCACUGUGUGCGGCGCCUGAUAUUAACAGGACAGAGGAGUGGGCGUGUCCGGCGUGCACUCUCAUUAACAAGAUGAAAGCCAAACACUGCCUGGCCUGCCACACUCCGCAGCAGCUCAAACCGGCCCCGUCCGCUAAGAGGAAGGAGAGCAUGCUGGUGGAGGAGCUGCGACAGAGCGAUGAAGGAGAAGCCAAGGAGCUCUGGGAGAACAUCCUCAGCUUCUGCAGAGAGAACUCUGUGACGUUCGUGGACGACAGCUUCCCUCCAGGUCCGAAGUCCGUCGGCUUCCCUGUAGACGACAGCGUCCAGCAUCGAGUCAAAAAGUGGCUCAGACCUCACGAAAUCAACUGCAGCAACUUGAGAGACCGUGUGCUCAAGUGGUCUGUAUUUCGCACACUUCGUCCGUCUGACAUCCUGCAGGGACUUCUGGGUAACUGCUGGUUCCUGAGUGCCUUGGCGGUUCUGGCUGAGCGUCCGGAGCUGGUGGAGAAGGUGAUGGUGACCCGCUGGCUGUGCGCUGAAGGAGCCUAUCAGGUGCGUCUGUGCAAAGACGGAUCGUGGACCACGGUGCUGGUGGACGACAUGCUGCCCUGCGACGAGAGCGGACACCUUCUCUUUUCUCAGGCCCAGCGGAAGCAGCUCUGGGUGGCCCUGAUUGAAAAAGCUUUGGCCAAGCUGCACGGCUCCUACUUUGCUUUGCAGGCAGGUCGAGCCAUCGAGGGCCUGUCCACGCUGACGGGCGCUCCCUGCGAGUCUCUGGCCCUCCAGGUUAGUGCCACCAACCCUAAAGAAGAACCCAUCGACACAGACCUCAUCUGGGCAAAAAUGCUUAGCUCUAAAGAAGCAGGGUUCCUGAUGGGGGCGUCAUGCGGAGGCGGUAACAUGAAGGUGGAUGACUCGGAGUACGAGUCACUGGGUUUACGACCGAGGCAUGCUUACUCUGUCCUGGAUGUGAGGGAUGUAGACAGUCACAGGUUACUGCAGCUGAGGAACCCGUGGGGUCGUUUCUCCUGGACCGGGCCCUGGGCGGACGACUGGCCUAGCUGGCCUCCUCACCUGAAGAGGGAGCUCUGCGCUCAGCGGGCUGAAGACGGCCUGUUCUGGAUGGACUUCUGGGAUUUCAUCAAGUACUUUGACUCAGUGGAUAUCUGUAAGAUCCACUCAGACUGGCAGGAGGUUAGAGUUCCAGGUGUGUUUCCUCGUGGAGCUAACGUCCCGGUGACGGUUGUGUCCAUCACAGUGCUGGAGAGAACAGCCGUGGAGCUGGCAUUAUUCCAGCAGGGCAGCAGGCGGUGGGACACAGCCGACAGCCACCUCCUGGAUUUGUGUGUGUUGGUGUUUCGGGUCUCCUACGACAGCUCAGGUGUCCUGUCGCUCGGUCGUCUGCUGGCUCACAGCCGGCGCUCGGUCAGGAGGUUUGUGGGCUGCGACGUCAUGCUAGAGCCGGGCGAGUACGCCGUGCUCUGCAGCGCCUUCAACCACUGGGUCAAUACGGACACAGAGGACACAGCGAGCUGCAGCAGAUCAGACGAGCCCGGCUUCAUGCUGGCAGUCUACAGCUCCAGACUGGUGAUGGUGGAGCAGAUAACAGCCUCCAACACCACCAUCGCUGAUGCCAUCAUUCAGCUGACAGAAACCAAAGGAGAACGACACGAGGGUCGGGAGGGGAUGACGUGUUACUACCUGACACACGGCUGGGCGGGGCUCAUCGUUAUGGUGGAGAACAGACACCCCAGACAUCACCUCCAUGUUUCCUGCGACUGCAGUGACAGCUUUAACGUGGUGUCGACACGUGGCAGCCUCAAAGCCAUCGACAGCAUCCCUCCUCUUCACAGACAGGUGCUUGUGGUUUUAUCUCAGCUGGAGGGAAAUGCUGGAUUCUCCAUCACACACAGACUGGCUCAUCGUAAAGCCGUCCAGGCUUCUUUGGGGAACUGGAGUCCCUCGAAGGCGACACACAGUCCUGCUCUGAGCCCAGAAACAGCAGGUCUGCAUCAGCCUCGGCCUCUUUGAUGACUGACCGGACGGCGACACCGCGGAUCUGAGAAACAGGGAGAUAACAGAAGUGUUUCAUUUACAAGUCAUGAGAUAUCAGCGGGGAGGCGGGUCCUUUAAAGGAACAGUCCAACACUUAAGGAAUUAGCCUUUUUGUCUCUCAGUGACUCCCAACCGAGGGAACCACAAACAUAAAAGUUGCUUCUGACAUUUUUUAUCAAACGAAAAGAUUUAUCUCAACAAAUAAAAACAACAAAGAAAAUAUCCACCAAGAAAAUGAGCUCAUCAGCAUAAUCUAGAUAGCAAGCAAGUAGAGGUUAUCAAACAGUUGGCUGAUAGAUAAAUUUUUACUCCACAAUUAAUGCUUCAUUCAUGUGCUCCAUGGAUGGUCCCAGUUUCCAGUUUGAGAAGUCGUUCCUCCAACAUGUUGCUGAUCAUGUUCUCAAGUCGGUUUUAACAUUACCUGACUGUUUAAUCAAAAUGUGAUGCUGAUAAAUAUUAAUAUUUUGCAUUAGCUGACUUGUUACUAAGGGUUAAACACCAUACUAAUGUUAAUAAAUAACUUUUCUAACAAGCCUAGGUCAAUCUACAAGGACAGCAACUAACAGUGAUACCAAAUUACGAAUUAUAUUGAAACAAAAAGUUGAUGGGCAACAUGUCUGGAAACAUGGAAAUGUGUUUUUACGAUGUGUCCGACACCACAUGAAUGAAGCAUUAGUUCAAAGUAAUGAUUAAAUAGUUGAAAAAGAUUCAAAUAAAAGGUGAAAAAUAAGCAGAAAUGAUAGCAAGGUUGUAAAAGUUAGCUUUAACAUGAUGAGUAAAGAGCUGAGAUUUCUUACUUCAAGUUUUGGAAAGAAAAUCGAGCUAAAGCUAGAAGAUAUGGACAGAGAGUUUAAAGAUUUUGCUUUAAGUAUGGAAAAUGGGGUAAAACUGUUAGUUUGAAGUUAUGGAUCAAUAAUGAAAUAUCAAAACUAAAACAUUAUACGUGAAAAACAGGUAUAGAAGGUUAAAAGACAACAAAAAUAUUAACAGAUAAAAAUAGUUAGCUAAUAGCUCCAGAUAAACCAUUUAAAUAUGGAUGAACAGUUGGAGUAGUUAGCCAAUAUUAGUUAUUAAUAAAAAAAAACCUAAGUCAUAAGCUAAAACAAAUAAACAAUGCAACUCAUAAGCUAAAAUAUAAUCAGUAGAAGUAUUUAGCUAAAAAAUAAUGAAAACAGUUUGAGGAGUUAGCUUAAAGUUAUGGAUAACAGUGAAAACGGUUAGCUAACACUUAUGGCUAACUAGUGUUAGCUUAAGAUGGAUUAUUAUAAUGGUUUAAUACGCAAUUAAAGCUGUUAGCUAAAAAUAUGUUACAUAUUUGAGGUCAUUAGAUAAACGUUAUUAACAAAGUGAUAAAAUAUUUGGCGUGAAGUUAUGGAUAAGUAGCAGAAAUAUUAAGCUAACAGUUACUGUUCAAACUGCUAGCUAAAAGUCAUGGAUAACAAACUGAAAUCUUUAGCUAAAAGUUAUGAAUAAACUUGAAAUUUCACCUAAAUAUUGUGAAUAAAUGGUUGAACUCAUUAGCUAAAAUAUAAGUCGAAAUGUUUAGCUAAAAGAAAAUGAAAACAGUUUGAGGAGUUAGCUUAAAUUCAUGGAUGACAGUGGAAAUGGUUAAGGAAAUGUUAAGCUAACAGUAAUGGAUAAAUUCGAAAUUUCAUCUAAAUAUGUUGAUUAACAGUUGAAAUCAUUAGCUAAAUGUUGGUGCUGCAAUUAAAGAUGUAAAAGUUGAAAAAGUAAUGUUUUAAAUCAACUUCCACAUAUGUUGUAUAGGUGAUGUCCAUGGGGGAGUGCUAGAGGCUAACAGGGAGCAUUCACUGCAAACAGGCGUAUUUUCUCAUAAUGUUGGACUGUUUUAAAAAGAAGUGUCGUAUUUAGUAAACAACACAACUUGUAGCUGCUGUUUUCUAAAUGUUGGGACUCCUCAGAGACAGAAAUAGAGAUUAAACCUCAUCAUUCAGCACAAGAUCUCAGCUGAGACGUUAGCUAUAGUAUGAAAUACAGGUGUAGCAAUGUGCCACAGGGUCUACAAAACGGUUUUUAAUGUAUUUUAAUUCAAGAAAAGUAUGUUUUUUACACCACUUCAGUUGAAUACGUGUUCUGAGCUGAUCAUUCCUGUCUUCAGAGCCUUUCUGCCAACACCAAAACCAUGAACACAAGUUUCACAUUCCUCAAAAGCUCAUGUAGAACAGAUCAGAUGACACAGGAUGCACUUUAUAUUUUAACUACACAUUUUUAAACACAGGCUGGUCUUCAGGUCCAAACUGUUUUAAUUGCACUGGUGAUAGAUACGUAGUUUCUUAGUUAUUAGUCUGAAGCGGCUGCCACAGUAACACAAACAUGGUGUCAAUUUAGCUCAGUGUUAUCCAGUCUUACUGCAGUCUUUACGGUGAAACGAGUAGGAUGUUUAAAGUCUUAGCUUUAGAGAGGAGACUCGCUGUGUGAACGCAUUUAGCACUUUAUAAACUCUAUGCUGGAUUCUUGCGUUUUACUGUAAAGGAAAUGUUUUUUAAACAUUGUAGAAACAUAUUUUGAGCUUAAAUAUCCAAAAGCAUCAUUGCAAUGUUAGUGACAACAUAUAAACUAUGCAAACGUUUGAAGGCUGUAAUAAUGCUUUGUCAAUUAAAACAUGUAUAGCUCUUUAA
Messenger RNA from Notolabrus celidotus (New Zealand spotty), 5780 nucleotides. Its product is annotated as calpain-15-like. The transcript is spliced from 13 exons. Lineage: Eukaryota; Metazoa; Chordata; Actinopteri; Labriformes; Labridae. Gene Ontology annotation, cellular component: cytoplasm. Gene Ontology annotation, biological process: proteolysis. Bases 169 to 3117 code for a protein of 982 amino acids. Gene Ontology annotation, molecular function: calcium-dependent cysteine-type endopeptidase activity. The record is from RefSeq and is a predicted model, not a curated record.